AUGCAUGAUGCUCUGAAGGAAGGAUCGGCUGAUGUUCCACCAACUCCUGACGUUGAUCCAUCAGCUGCGGACACAGGGACUGAUCUUUCUCCUCUCGGAAGAGAAAUCCGAGAAAUGAAUGAGUCGGACCGUGUGCCUCCUCUAAUGACCUGUGCGCUUUCUCUCCUUUUAGUCAAAUUAAAAGAAGCAGGUACCAGUAGUGGAGCUCUCGAAUCAGCCCCGACCAACGAAGAUGUCACAAUGCACGAAUCUGUUGGAGGAGAGACCACGCAUACAACAGAGGUCGAGGAAUUCAAUGAACAUCACCUCGAUUUCAAUCUCUCUGAAGGCGACCAUGAGUAUAUCUCCGACUUACUAUCGGGGAAAACUCCUGGUGCAGCCACGGAAUCCAGCGUUGGAGUCGGUUCAACAGAAGCAGGUCCUUCUGAAAGACCAGUUGCUGGAACUGAUACUACUAUAAUCAUUGGUACGUCUGAUCGACUAGAGGGUAGUGAACUUGUGCCGUGGACAGGAACCGAAGUUAAUAUCCAAUCAUCUAUUCCUGAAUUCCAGCCUACUACUCCUAUGGACCCCAUGAUGAUAGAAAAUGCUAUGGAAUUGAGAAGCGUUGAUCCGCAGGCCAUGUCGAGUGGCUUCGAGGGCCACAUAUAG
Messenger RNA from Asparagus officinalis (garden asparagus), 651 nucleotides. RefSeq lists its product as uncharacterized. Bases 1 to 651 code for a protein of 216 amino acids. The transcript is spliced from 4 exons. The record is from RefSeq and is a predicted model, not a curated record. Lineage: Eukaryota; Viridiplantae; Streptophyta; Magnoliopsida; Asparagales; Asparagaceae.